Molecule: messenger RNA, 1767 nt
Organism: Salvia splendens (bonfire salvia)
Lineage: Eukaryota; Viridiplantae; Streptophyta; Magnoliopsida; Lamiales; Lamiaceae
Product: phospholipase A1-Ibeta2, chloroplastic
Exons: 1
Coding region: 68-1663 (531 amino acids)
Biological process (GO): lipid metabolic process
Molecular function (GO): glycerophospholipase activity
Source: RefSeq, a predicted model, not a curated record
UUCACACACCACUUGGUUUCCAAUUCCCCUAACAUCUCUCUUUUUUUUUCACCUUUGAAUCUUCACCAUGAUGCAAAUCGGAGCAACACUUCCUGCACAUAAUCUCCAAGUUUUUCAGGUGAGGCGGGCCGUGUUCGAAUGCUCGGGCUCACCUCUGAACCCCUUCAAACGGGCCUCUGCCCGAAAACAGCCGGAGAACUUAUCAACUGAGAUGACAAAGAAGCAUCUUUCCAACCUCGAAAGGCUCCUCCAAAAGCAAUCAUUAUCUCACCCCAAUCCGAGUCCGCCGCCCGACCCAGAGCCGGACGCGGAAACCAGGGCUUCUAGAGGCAUCCUGGAAGGCCUCACCCUGACCCGCGUCUGGCCAGAGAUGAAGGCUGCGGAGGAGAUGUCUCCGCGCUACCUCAACCGCCUCCAGCGGCUGCUGUCCAAGUCGGCAGAGUACUCCCCGCGGAACAGCCUCGGCAGCCGCUGGCGCGAGUACCACGGCAGCAACGACUGGGCCGGCAUGCUCGAACCGCUCGACGAGAAUCUCCGGCGCGAGGUGGUCCGGUGCGGCGAGUUCAUCCAGGCGGCCUACCACGGCUUCCACUCGAAGCCCGCCACGUCACCCGAGGAGACCCAGUGGCCCCGCCACGUGGCGCUCCCGGACAGGUCCUACCGGAUGACCCGGAGCCUCUACGCCACCGCCUCGGUCGGUCUGCCAAAGUGGGUUGAUGACGUGGCGCCCGACCUCGGCUGGAUGACGCAACGCUCCAGCUGGGUCGGGUACGUGGCGGUCUGCGACGACCGCAGGGAGAUCCAGCGGAUGGGAAGGAGGGACAUCGUGAUCGCCCUGCGCGGCACCGCCACGUGUCUGGAGUGGGCCGAGAACGUGCGGGACGUCCUCGUCCCGCUUCCGGACGAAACCGAAAAUAGUGGAGCAGUUCCGCCAACCAAAGUGGAAUGCGGAUUUCAAAGUUUGCUGACAACACGUGGGGAGCACGUGGCCAGCCUGGCUGAGUCAGUGGUUGAAGAGAUCAAGAGCCUAAUGGAGAAAUACAAAGGGGAGAGCCUAAGCAUAACCAUAACGGGGCACAGCCUCGGAGCGGCCCUAGCGCUGCUCGUCGGCAACGAGCUCAGCACGUGCGCCCCCGACGUCCCGCCCAUCGCUGUCUUCUCUUUCGGCGGUCCUCGGGUAGGCAACCGCGGCUUCGCCAACCGCCUCCACGCCAACAACGUCAAAGUCCUGCGCGUCGUCAAUUCGCAAGAUCUUGUCACUCGGGUGCCCGGGAUGUUGGUCAACGAGGAUCUCGACAAGAAACUUCGCGCGACGGGCGCGGGAGGGAAGGUCCUCGACGCCCUCGACGCUAGCCUCCCGUGGUCGUACACGCACGUCGGGACGGAAUUAAGAGUGGAUACGAAAAUGUCUCCGUUUCUUAGACCCGACGCCGACGUCGCGUGUUGCCAUGACUUGGAGGCGUAUCUGCAUUUAGUGGAUGGAUUUUUGGCGUCGAAUUGCCCGUUUCGGUCGAAUGCAAAGAGAAGUUUGUGGAGACUAUUGAAUGAGCAAAGGUCGAAUGUGAAGAGAUUGUACACGAGCAAGGCCAAGGCUUUGAGGUUGAACAAUGUGCACGCCACAAGUGGAAUGGCUAUGUCUAAUGUUUUGCCAAGUCCAUCUUGAUCAACAAUUAGCUAUGGUUAUGGUGGAACUAAUUAAUGGCGCUCAUUGUAAAUUUCAAAUAAUUUAACUAGUUUUAUAAAUGGGUGCUCUGCUUAAUUUUGAAA